Messenger RNA from Paraphaeosphaeria sporulosa, 711 nucleotides. RefSeq lists its product as uncharacterized. The record is from RefSeq and is a predicted model, not a curated record. The transcript has a single exon. NCBI's taxonomy places the organism in Eukaryota, Fungi, Ascomycota, Dothideomycetes, Pleosporales, Didymosphaeriaceae. Bases 211 to 690 code for a protein of 159 amino acids.
GUACACUACAACAGCAUGUGCCGAAGUACAGUCCAGACGGUGAUUGUCAGAGAUGCACGCGUCCUGCCUUUCUCAAGAUGUGCUCGAGGAAACAGUCAAUUGCUCGUGAGGUAAGAUGCACCGGUGAGUGGGGAUACGAAUAGACGAGUUUAAAUCGCCAAACAAGAGCAACGGCACCAGAAGAAGAACAGAGACGAAAAGGAGAGCAAAAUGGCCAGCAGCGAAUCUGGAGAAAAGAGCGUCGUGCUUGCAAGCAGCACCCGACCAGCACCUGGAGUCGAGAGCGGUGGAGGGGACGACGAGAGGCAAGGCGGGAUCAGAGACAGUCUUGCCAGCACCAGAGCCUUCGGGGCUGGCCCGCGCAGAUGGUGCAGGGCGUGGCGGAGAGACCUAGGAUCAGGCGAGAGCUUGGACUGCAGAACGCAAGCGAAGCAACGCCAUCCUGAGUCAACGAGUCAGGGUUGGUUGCGAUGUCGAGUGAUUGGUGGGACUGAUGGUGAGACGCGGGCAAUGCACGAGGGUUCCCGCUUCUGCUCCACGCGGCCAAUUCGAGAUGGCGCACCCUGCCGUGUUCUCUGCGCGCAGCUCAGCUCUUUGGGCGUCGUAACAAUUGCGUGCGCUCAGCGCACUGCCCGUCCCUGGCGCUUCGGAAUCGAAAUGAGCGAUUGUCGCAGUCAGCACGCAACGUGAGGCGGCCCGAGGCGCACGGUG